This is a messenger RNA of Penaeus vannamei (Pacific white shrimp), 1043 nucleotides long. The record is from RefSeq and is a predicted model, not a curated record. NCBI's taxonomy places the organism in Eukaryota, Metazoa, Arthropoda, Malacostraca, Decapoda, Penaeidae.
GUCCGCCUGAUGAGAGGGGCUCGCGAACUUCGUCGCACUGUGGCAUCGUUUGGCAUCCGAAGAGAUAACCGGAGGCGUACGAUGCCAUGGGAGACAGCAAAAAGACCAGGGCCCUUCGUCCCGUGCCCAUUCCCCUGCCGGAUUAUGGGCGCCCGAACGUCCCCCUGCCGGAUUACGGAAGGCCGGGCGUGCCCUUGCCGGAUUACGGAAGGCCGAACGUCCCCCUGCCGGAUUAUGGGAAGCCCAACAUACCUCCUCGGGAUUAUGAUGGACGCCAUCGUAGUGAGCCGGAUUACUGGCAGGAUUAUGGGCAGGAUUACCAAUACCCAAGAGGGAGUUCGGAUGAUGGGUAUACCAGGACGGGGUAUACUCCUGGGUAUGACUAUGAGGAGGAGGGUCCGGCACCGAGAGGGGGCUCGAGAGGGCCAAGAGAGGGAUAUCAAAGGUCUGCUUCGGACGCGGGAUUCGCCAGGCCCGCGUCCCAUGAGGCGUAUGAACAGCAUGGCCGAGAUGAGAGGUCAGCGUAUCCCGGGUCACCACAUGACCCUCGGCGCCAUUUUCCUGAAAGACCUAGGUCAGCACACUCUCUUGAAGAUCCUAGGCCGCCCUACUUCCCUGAAACCCCCAGGUCAUCUUAUUUCCCUGAAAGUCCCAAGUUAUCCUAUUAUCUUGAAGGUCCUAGUUCACCAGAUUAUCCUGAAAGUCCUAUGCUAUCCUAUUUUCUGAAAGGUCCCAGUUCACAAUAUUUCCCGGAAAGUCCUACGUCAUCCUAUUCUGAAAAUUCUAGGUCAGCCUAUUCCUGAAAGCCUUGAACCACAGCGCUUUUUCUGAAAGUCUGAAGUCACGAAACUUUCCUGAAACACCCAGUAUGAAAAGGUAUAACCAGGGAUAACUUAAACAGAUUGUACUAUACUGAAGGACUUUGAUCAUAGUGCCUUUUGUGAACUAUUAUGAAGUGAUCUAUUAUUUACACUAACCAUGAUACAUUGUACACAGAUUAGUUAUGAAGGAAUAAAACCUCAGGUGAAAAAAAUCACAAUUAU